UUCACACCCCUUGGCAGUGGGUCUAGGUAGUAGUAAGUUAGUAACACUCCAAAACACAUCACAAACCACAACCUACCAACAUGGUUACCACCACCGAACUCUUUCUCCUCACUUUUGCUCUCCUCAUUCACACCACAUUCUUCUCCUCCUCGGUCUCCGCCGUGGGCGUGAACUACGGCACCCUCGGAAACAACCUCCCCUCGCCGAAAAAAGUGGCGGAGCUCCUCCAAUCCACCCUCAUCAACAAGAUCAAAAUUUACGACACCAACCCCGAAAUCCUCCAAGCCUUCUCCAACACCGGCAUUGACCUCAUCGUCGCCGUCGAGAACUCCCGCGUCUCCAACAUCAGCUCCGACACCUCCGCCGCCGACCAAUGGCUCUCCACCCGCCUCCUCCCCUUCAUCCCCGCCACCUCCGUCGUCGCCAUUGCCGUCGGUAAUGAGUACUUAACCACUUCAGACGAAGGCUUUUCCCCCGAUCCCGAUGUCCUCAUCCGCGCCAUGCGCAAUCUCCACUCCGUCCUCCUCGCCCGUGGCCUCGACCGGAAGAUCAAAGUCACAACUCCCCACAGCAUGGCCGUCCUCUCCUCCUCCUUCCCUCCUUCCUCCGCCACUUUCGCUCCAAACCUCGCCGAUACCAUUUCCGCUAUUCUCCAAUUCUUGGUUGACACUCGCUCACGGUUCAUGAUCAACGCCUAUCCCUACUUCGCCUACCGGGACAACCCCGAGACCGUGAACUUACAGUACGCUUUACUGGGAAACUCUUCGACUACCGUGAAGGACCCGAAGGGAUACGUGUACACGAACAUGUUAGACGCACAAAUGGACGCUGUAAGAUCGGCGAUAAACUCUCUAGGAUUCGGGAACAGGUCGACCGUGAAAAUAACCGUGUCGGAAUCCGGUUGGCCAUCAAAAGGAGACGUCGGGGACAUCGCGGCGACGAAAGAGAACGCGAAGGUCUACAACAGUAGACUGAUCCAGCGCGCUCAGUCGAACAAAGGGACGCCGAUGAGACCGAGGGACAACAUCGAGAUAUUCGUGUUCUCGUUGUUCAAUGAGAACAAGAAGAAAGGCGGCGAGACGGAGCGGAAUUUCGGGAUGUUCAACGGGGACGGGUCGAAGGUUUAUGAGGUGGAUUUGAGAUGCGACUUUUGCGGAGGGACGACGACGACGUCGUUCGGGUUCGGAGAGAAGGACCAGAGGAAUGGCGGCGGAGGAGGAGGAGCGAGGGCGGGGCCGUCGGUGUGGUGCGUGGCGAAGCCGCAUGCGGCGGAGGAGGUGCUGCAGGAGGUGGUGGACUUCUGCUGUGGUGCAGGGGGAGUGGACUGUAGGGAGACAUAUAGUGAGAGUGGGGAUUGUUUUGAGCCAAACAAGCUUUUGGCUCAUGCAUCUUAUGCUAUGAAUUCUUACUACCAAAUGCAUGGAAGGAACUAUUGGAAUUGUGACUUCAAGGGCACUGGUCUUGUUACUUUCACUGAUCCAAGUUAUGGGGCUUGCCGGUAUCCCCAACAGUGAUGUGCUAAUGGGAAUGAAAUGAUCAGUUUGAGAGAUCUCUCAUUUCUUAAUGUUGUUGUUGUAUGUUAUUUGGAUUAUAAGUAGUGUACUAAGAUGAUUUGGAAUUCAGGAAUUCAGUGUUUCAUGUAUUAAUGUGAAAAACAUUUUAAGCAGCUGCUUGGGAAACUUGAU
Molecule: messenger RNA, 1685 nt
Organism: Morus notabilis
Lineage: Eukaryota; Viridiplantae; Streptophyta; Magnoliopsida; Rosales; Moraceae
Product: glucan endo-1,3-beta-D-glucosidase
Exons: 2
Coding region: 81-1514 (477 amino acids)
Biological process (GO): carbohydrate metabolic process
Cellular component (GO): plasma membrane
Molecular function (GO): hydrolase activity, hydrolyzing O-glycosyl compounds
Source: RefSeq, a predicted model, not a curated record